AUGUCUGAAGUAAAUGUAACAAAAGUAAUAGUGAAUAAUCCAAUAUGUGAUAUACUAGACCCAUUUGUUUUCACUAUUGAGUUUGAAGCUUUAAACAAAUUAGAAGCCGAUCUUGAAUGGAAAAUUUUUUACAUUUCAGCUGUUAAUAAUGAAGGGGAGAGUAAUCAAGAUAUUGAACUAGAUAACAUUUUCUUGGGGCCAAUCGAAAGAGGAGUAAUGAUGUUUGAUUAUGCAGUUAACCCUCCGGAUUAUAAAAAUAUGGAUAUAGAUAGUGUGUUAGGUCUACAAGCAAUACUUAUUUCGGCUAACUACAAAGAGAAGGAAUUCAUCAGAAUUGCAUAUUACAUGAAUUCGUUUUACAAAGAUGUGGAAUUAAGGGAAAAACCACCAGCUGUGCCACAAUACGAUAAAAUAUGUCGACACAUAUUUGUUGAAAAUCCUCGAAUUGUAAAAUUUAGUAUAUGUUGGAAUUCAGGAGAAAAAGAUGAUUUCAAAGAAUUUGAUAAAGAUAAUGAAAAAAUAGAAUUAUUUAAUUGCUCUAAGGUGAAUGAACAAAAUGAAAGUAACUCAAAUGUAACCAAUCAGUCUACUCAAGACAAUAUAUUAAUUUCGAACAUUAACCAUAAUGAGAACAGCAACUAUGCCAGUAGCAAUACGAACAGCAAUGACGGCUAUGGAAAUACAAUUAGUAACAAUGGUAAUAACAACAGCAUUCAAAAUAUAUUUUUUCAUAACGAUGUUAUAAACAAUAAUUUUAACGACAACAACUUUUUAAAGAAUAACCAACUACCAACCGAUUUAGAUAAAUGCGAAAUUUUUAACGCAAAUAUAAACGGAAUUAGUAGAAUUACUAUAGAUAAUAAAAACUUAUAG
This is a messenger RNA of Plasmodium malariae, 873 nucleotides long. RefSeq names its product histone chaperone ASF1, putative (gene ASF1). Gene Ontology annotation, cellular component: nucleus. Gene Ontology annotation, molecular function: histone binding. NCBI's taxonomy places the organism in Eukaryota, Apicomplexa, Aconoidasida, Haemosporida, Plasmodiidae. Gene Ontology annotation, biological process: nucleosome assembly; DNA replication-dependent chromatin assembly; nucleosome disassembly. Bases 1 to 873 code for a protein of 290 amino acids. The transcript is spliced from 2 exons. The record is from RefSeq and is a predicted model, not a curated record.